Messenger RNA from Athene cunicularia (burrowing owl), 5817 nucleotides. RefSeq names its product transmembrane protein 246 (gene PGAP4). Lineage: Eukaryota; Metazoa; Chordata; Aves; Strigiformes; Strigidae. Gene Ontology annotation, biological process: GPI anchor biosynthetic process. Gene Ontology annotation, cellular component: Golgi membrane. The coding region runs from base 978 to 2165 and encodes 395 amino acids. The record is from RefSeq and is a predicted model, not a curated record. Gene Ontology annotation, molecular function: glycosyltransferase activity. The transcript has 2 exons.
GACACACACAUAUUACACUUAGUGUACACAUGCUCUUAGUGAAGUAAAUUGGUAUCUUUGUUAAUCUUGCUUCACACUCUGAGGAGUAAAGUCAAAAAGCAUGCAUUUGGAAGUUUGUGAGGAACAGAAGGGAAACGUGUCAUUCUACAGAGGUAAAAGUUUGUCUCUCAAAUAUGUGCUAGGCUAAGAUACAAGAGAUCUGGCUUUGGUUCUUGGCUGUGACCCAGGUCUUACAGUUAGAGUAGCUUUAACAGAAUCCAUUAUACAGUCACUUACUAGCUCAAACGUAAUCCAUUGUAUGGCAUUAACAGCAAGACUUGAUAAAACCUUAGGCCACAAGCAGUGACCUUAUGCAGAACUUACAUGUAGUUUCAUGACUGGUGCAUCCUGUAAAAAAUGCAUCCAUCAGCAGUAGCUGCAUCCUGUGAAAAAUAAGGUUGUGACAUCUGUCAGCAGAGGCUGCAUCCUUGAGAUAAGGAAUGGCCCAUGUGAAGGCAGAAAAAGGACCCAUUGAGGAACAAGAAGACCCCAGACCCAAAUAUUAUUAUUGCACUGAACCAUCGCAUGAGGGAAGGGGAACUUAGAUUGUAAGAGUUUAAUUGCCCAGGAAUUUCUUUGUUCAGGACCCCUCUCCAGAGGCAUCCAACUUGAGCUAUACCAAUCAGUAAAUUCACCUGAUGUAUGUCAUGUCAGAGUCUCUGCUUCGGGACACCUAGGCUUGAGCCUGAGGGAGGAGGAAGUGCCCAAGGGAGAUUGUGUGUGCAAGUGAGGAGUUAAGAAGGGGCACCCAUCAGCUCACUGGCAUCACCCACUGUGAAGGGGCUUUGGUCUUAGCUGUGAAAGUCUUGGGCUUAGACAAAUAGUGCAGGUUUGGCAGCCGCUGCCCCAGUGAUACCUUGUAAUGCAGGGAGGAUGCAUCAGAUGUGAAGGAACGAAGGCAUGAACAGAGCAGGGGUGCUUUCCUUCUGCAGCCAGCCAUGUUACACCAAACCUGGCCUCUCUUUGGGAGGUGGUGCCGUUGGUCCAGUCCUUUUAUCCAUCUGUUCACACUGACUGUGGUGACAUUUGGUGUGCUCGCACCUUUGAUUUGCCACCGGCUUCUCCACUCUUACUUCUAUUUGCGGCACUGGCACCUGAACCCCAUGAGCCAGGAGUUUCUGGAGCAGAACCAGCAGGAGGGCCAGGCUGCCCUGCAUUACUUUGAGAAGCUGCAGAUACCAAAUGCCUCUGAGGCCUCUGGCAGUGAUGCCUUCCAGCCCUUGCUGCUGGUCACCAUUAUCACUGUGCAGAGGCGGAAUGAUUUCCACUAUGUCUUGCAAGUGGCCUCCCACUUCCACCGCCUCCUCCAGAAAUGUGGUGCACAUUGCCAGAGCCACCGCAUACUCAUUUGUAAUGUGGAGUCAGACCCCAGUAGUCAUCAGGAUGUCAGGCUGCUGAGCAGCUUCUUUCCUAUGGUCAGUCGUGACAAAACUGGAGAGAACCCUGACCCCAGCAUGAACCAGUUCGAGAAGGAGAAGCAGGACUAUGUCUUCUGCCUUGAACAAUCGCUGUUGGCGUACAACCCAGAAUACAUCCUCAUAGUGGAAGACGAUGCUGUACCAGAGGAGGAGAUAUUCACUGUCUUACAGCACCUCUUGUUGGCCCGGUUCUCCAAACCAUACCUCAGAGACGCGCUCUACUUCAAGCUGUACCACCCCGAGAGGCUUCAGCGCUACUUCAACCCUGAACCCAUGAGAAUCCUUGAGUGGCUAGGUCUGGGCAUGUUUCUGGGGCCUGUGUUGAACUGCGUGUACUCCUGGGCAACUGGGCGCCCCAGCCUCAGUUGGCCCAUGGUCUUGUUCUUUGCUGUGUACAGUAUGGCUUUGUCAGAGCUGGUGGGACGGCAUUACAUGCUGGAGCUGCGCCGGCUGGCCCCCACACUCUAUAAUAUUGUGCCAGUCACCGAGUGCUGCACGCCUGCCAUGCUCUUCUCUGCUCCAUCUGCCCACCGUGCCUUAGGUUACCUGAAGGGGCUGCACUGCCGCCAGGGUUUUGCUAAGGAUAUUGCCCUCUACUCCCUGCUGCGUACUAAGGGGGAGAAUGCCUACGUGGUGGAACCCAACCUGGUUCGGCAUGUGGGAAUGUAUUCCAGCCUUCGGCUAAAUGACAACCCAAAACUGCUGUGAGCUGUUCAUGCCUUUCCAGACACAAAGCACAGAUAAGUUGGGUAGAACUCAGAUGAUGUGCUACACUCACUGGGCAUCCCGUGCCUCCAAGGUGGGCAAAGAAUAAGUCUCCUUUAAAAAAAAAAAAAAGUUUCUUAAAAAUAAACUUAUGUAUGUGCAGCCCCUAUUUAAUAUAUAUACUUGGGAACUGAUGACCAUGAACCGUGUGGAAGGGGAGUGGGGAUGGAGUGGGGAUUCCAGCUGAGGGUGUGGAUUGUCUGCUCUCCUUAAUCAUUCUUAGGGAAAAGCUCUCACACCAGUAUAAACAGCUAUACUGCCUACUCUCCUUUACAUUCUCACCUUAGGGCAACAGAAAGUUGGAUAAAGUGAAUGUUUCAGAUUUUAGCUUGUGAGGAGGAAAAGCCCUUAUUCUCCCACCCUUACUAAGGUCUGAUCUCUGACCUCUGUUUCAAAGCUGUGGUUUAGGGCACACCUUUCAAAAGCAGGAGUGGUUUAAGUGAACUUUCCCACAAAUUUCACCUAUUGUUCAAGUUUUAUAAAGCCUCUUAUUUGUAAGUCUCUCCCCCUGCAGAUCCUGUCUGCACCUCCACCCUUCCCCACUCUUUUUCUUGCAACAGAGGCUCUUAAAAAGAAAGCCUCUGUUGCUUCAUUAAUGGUCAACUUUUAAGGUGGGAGUAGGAAAAGAGCAACAGCCACUGAUGUUACACAGCCAGGUCACAAAUGGAUGUUUUCACUGAUACAUUACAGACAUCAUAAACAACAGGAUAACUACUGUUGGUUGGUAUCAUCACUAGUUGUAGUGAAUCCAGGUCAUUAAAAGGCCUUAUCAGUUGCUGAUUGGGCUUAGACAUUCAACAUUAAUUUACCUUGACUUCCUAUCAGCACAGAGGCAAAGGAAAGAUUAGAUCAGGUGCUGCUGUUGUGCAGGAUCCUUGUUUCAUUUUGGAGCUGUAGUUGACAGCUCAGCCUGAGUGGUUCAUUCUCUGGUCGGCAGCAAGCUAAAUACCCAUAGGAAACAAAGCUAGGUGUUCAUAAAAACAAGCAAUAGCACAACACAUCAAGGGCCCACGCUGAUACUGAUCUGUUAACUUAAUGUGCUCUGGUUGUUAGGCAUUUGGGUUAAGUACUCUGUACCACAGCUGUGGGCACAGUUAGAUAUAAAACCAUGCAGAUGACAGAUCUCUUUCAGAAUUAUAACUGACAUCAAAAAGUUAAGGUCUAAUGGAAAGCCAACAUUGACUUAAGUGGGCCUUAAAUCAAAUUCACUUACAUCUGGAGUUUGGUUGAACUAUUUUUGAAAUUAUAUUCCUAGCUUUGGAAUGAACCAAGUACAAUAUUUUUGUUGUGUUUUGUUAGUGAGGUUGUUUGGUUUUUUGGUUUUGGUGCAGGAAGAGCUUUGAAUUUUCUUUCCCCCACUCUCUCCCAGGUGAUUUACGCCUUAAGCUCUUUAACAAGUCUGGUUGUACAUGUGAGAGACAUAAACCACCUGAGAGAUGACACCAAGAAAGUUGCAAACCUACAGCUGUCAGCAUGUGAAGGGUGUCUAUUACACAACACCAAAGCAUAAUGCAAGUUAGCGGGGAAAUGGCUUCAUAGCACAGAGCAGCACUUUGGUCUCUUAGCAAUCAGCUGGCGUACUUCUCUAACACCUUUGGAAAUGAGAUGUAACUAAAAACUGCUUGUGGAUUCCAUGCCAUUUCAAAGGAAAGGCACCUCUCCUGUCAGAGGAUGCAGGAGAAAUUGCACAGGCAGAACCACAAUUUAUUCUCAGCGGCUGAAAAUCCCAAAGAUACCAGAGUGGUCACCCGGUGGCAGGUGGGCAAACAUAUUCUCAGGCUUUAAUGUAGUAUGGUUAAGGUAGCAGGAUUUAACAUGACUGUAUAUUUACUCCACUAAGUGCCUGCGUGUGUGAGAAAAUGCAACCUGUUAAUGCAUUUUCAGCUGUGAAUGUUUCAGUGCGGUGUGCAUUCUCUUCACUCUUUUUUCUAUUGUUGUACUAUACAAAUCCAGAACAGUGCCCUGUUCUUUUCAUGAGGAUCCAUUCAUACUCCUUCUUGCAAAGAAAAUCUCACAGCAAAGUACAAUAUAUGGGACAGAGAAAGGAAAAAGGAAGAAGAAAAAGAAAGUUCGAAACCAACUAACUAUAUGCAGUUAAUAAAUGUUUUGGUGUGGGAAAUGAUUUACCCAUUUGUCUUGAAGUUAUUUUCCUUGUUUGCCCAGUAGUACUUUGUCAUCCCACAAGUCCAGUGGAGGUCAGUAAUUUCGCUGAGCUUCACAGCUGAAAAUUAAGAACAUAAAUUCGAGGCAUUCCUUCUAAACUGUAAGACAAUUUACAGAGCAUAAGAGAUGAGACAAGUUGACUGAGACACCAAACAAUAGGCAGAGGGCCUACAGCUUGAACCUGCUAGUGCAAGAGUGUCAGAUACAAACAAACUCCUUUGUGCAAGGAGCAUGUUAAUAAAUUAGACAGGUCCUUCUGGAAUAUUUUCCUUAAGUGCCCAAUUCACCUUUACAACAGAGGUGCUGCUUUUACUGAGCCUGCUGGGGGAUAUUUCCAAGUUACUGAGGUACUUGCUCAGUGCCCACCAUGCCAAUGUGACAUCUCAGGCAAGAGUUGCUUCUGCUGUUGCCUCUGAACUUUCAUAAGUAGACUGAUUUUUGUUUUCCGUGCCACGUGCUUUAUUAGAAAUAACAAGUCAGAGAAGUGUACUUCAUCUUGGAACAGAAAGUGGGAGGAUACUGUGAUGUCUUAAUUCCUGUUGGAUUUUGUUCCACAGUUCAGGCUAAAAAUGCAGUUUCAAACACACAAGCCUUUUCCCUCUCUUUUCUACCAGGGAAGCAGAGCAGAGUUGAUGUAUCUCAGACUACAUAAAUUCAAGGCCUAGCAUUAACUCCCUGAAGUGUGGCCUUAUUUACAUUAAAACAAAUUUAGUGACUAUUUCUGAAACAAACGGGAUGGAUUUUCUUGGGUGUUGGUUCAUUCCCAAUAGUUCAGAGAUUAUUUUUCAAAGCACCAACUACUGCUUGCACAAAAGGAUUCUUUCUUGAUCGGCCAGACGCCAGGACUCAAGGCAUUAUUGUCCAAGACAAUUCAGGGGAUGUUACUCAAUUAAACAAAAAAUACCUUUGUUUUCAAGGUGUCCAACCUAAGUAUGAUUCUGGUCGAAGACAAAGCAUAAAUUGAUAGGUCUCUAUUAGACUAGAAGCCCAAGAGGAUUUUCUAUCUACUAUAGGUAUCAAUGUCUGUGAGAUUGCACUGCUUUUGAAGAGAGAAGGAAAAAGCUUUACUUUCAGCUGUGAGGAGCUGUGAAUCACCAGACCAGACAUUUCAAUAGCAAUUUGGCUGGAUGCAGGGUGAAUUACUUUUUUUCUAAAGAUACUUACAAGCAAACUUUCUACCAAAUAAACAAUGUUUCUAUUAAAACUCUACUGUCUCUUCUUUCUGUAUGCCACAGUUGGUUUUCCUGAUGGGAAGAUCCACCUCCUUCUUUACCAUCUUUGACUAAGAAAGGUACUUCUGUGUUCAUGCGUCUGCAUGGAUGUAAUAAUUCAAUUCCUACAACAACUGACAUUGAAGAGGACCUCUGAAGGUCCCAAGUCCAGUUCUCCACUCAGAACAGAUCUUACUAGACCAGUCUGCUCAGGUCCUUCU